Rasamsonia emersonii CBS 393.64 is the source of this 1803-nucleotide messenger RNA. RefSeq names its product Glycosyl hydrolase. The coding region runs from base 1 to 1803 and encodes 600 amino acids. NCBI's taxonomy places the organism in Eukaryota, Fungi, Ascomycota, Eurotiomycetes, Eurotiales, Trichocomaceae. Gene Ontology annotation, biological process: carbohydrate metabolic process. The transcript has a single exon. The record is from RefSeq and is a predicted model, not a curated record.
AUGUCACCUAUUGCUUGCGUGGUCGUUCUUUUGAACGUUCUGUCCGUCGCAACAACCGCAAAUGUGCUGGCGCAGCGGCCUGACCAGAAGGGGAAUAUCGUUGUGCCGCCGCAAGGGAACAAUAGAGUAGAGGACUCCCCGGAAGAUGAUCUUGCUUCCAUCAGGGCGACUCUCCAUGACCUGAUCUAUGCCCUCGACGUGAUGCAGGAUGAGUACUUCGAGCAUUGGCUAGGUACCUGGCCCACGAGCAUCGACUGGACGGCUGCGGUCCUGGGCACACAGGUCUCUGCCGCACUGUCCUCGCUGACGUCCACCCCGCAAGAUAUCCUGGUCUCGUUAUCUGGUGAUAGUCUGGCUCGCGAUGCGCUUGUGCACGAGAAUCUGAUCAAUCGCUACUUCGACCAAGUGUCUGCUUUCUAUUUCGGGGAGAACGCAAUCAGCUUGCGGAAUCAGGCCUUUGACGACAUGCUCUGGGUCGUCCUGGGCUGGCUGGAGAGUAUCAAGUUCCAGAACCUCCAUUCGGACUUGCACUACUCUUCGGAGUCGGAUCGGAAUAGCACCGUCGAUCGACCAUGGCAUGGAACGCAGCUUCGUGUGCCAGCUGCGCACCGAGCGCGACUGUUUUACGAGCUCGCUUCCCAGGGUUGGGACAACGUUCUCUGUGGUGGAGGGAUGGUGUGGAGUCCCUACCUCACUCCGUACAAGAACGCGAUCACGAAUGAGCUGUUCAUCUCCGCCAGCAUCGGAAUGUACCUGUAUUUCCCUGGAGAUCCCAUCGAUUCCCCAUACCUUGCGCGAGGAAACUCGGGGGAGCGCAACGUCCACGAUCCUGAGUAUUUGGCUGCCGCCGUAAGGGGUUACCAAUGGUUGAAGGAUUCAAAUAUGACGGGCUUCGGGGGCCUCUAUGCAGAUGGCUUUCAUAUCCGAGGGUGGAAAAGCGCUCGGGACCCGGGAACACGCAAGUGCGACGUCUUGAACACGAUGGUUUAUACUUAUAACCAAGGGGUUAUUCUCAGCGGGCUGAGAGGUCUCUGGCUGGCCACGGCGGACCGGGACUACUUGCAAGAUGGUCAUGAGCUGAUUGAGAAGGUGAUCUGGGCCACAGGAUGGCCGGAUACCAGCAGCACCAGCUGGGCCGGCUUGGGCCGCGGAGGGGUGCUCGAGGAGAUCUGUGACUCCUCUGGAGACUGUUCUCAAAACAGCCAUACCUUCAAGGGCAUCUUCUUCCACCAUCUGGCCGAAUUCUGCCGCCCUCUGAGACCGGAGGAAGAACAACUCCUGGUCGAGUUUUCCGAUCCGGAGGAUCCCAAUGCCGAGCGCAGCCGGUCAGUCUUUGAAUGGCACCAGGCCAGAUGCCGGUCGUAUCGAGCGUGGAUCGAGCAUAAUGCCCAGGCGGCUCUCGUAACAAGAAAUGACCAAGGGAAAUUUGGCAUGUGGUGGGGCAGACCCUAUCCUGACAUCUAUCCCAACAUCACAGAGAUGGCUUCUCCUCUACCGGCGGGGGCCGUAGAUUACCGGAAUUACGGAGCAAUGGCGGAGGAGACGGAGCACCUCGCUGGGCUGAUGCGGGUGCAGUCCGAUAAGUCUCCCGUCAUGGAAAGUACCGAAAUUGACCAGCGCAAACUGGGCAUAUUUGCCACGGAAACCAAUUCACACCACCACGACAAGCAGCAUCCCGAGAGAGCCAGAAAUCCACCGGAAGUCAAUGACCGGGGGCGGGGCCGCACCGUUGAGACGCAGUCGGGAGGUCUGGCGGUAGUGAGGGCAUUAUAUCAAUGGAAAAUCUCGCCGUCGCUGCAUUGA